CUCCGAAGACGUUCUAUUUCAAAUAACUCCAUUGAUUUCGCGAUGGUGGAGGCUGUGGUACAGAAUGACGAAACUCUGCCAAGGGCCGAAGUGGAGGAAAAUCCGAUUGAAACAGAAACAGAUGAAAACAAGGGAAUGAAGAAAGAAUUCAUCUGUCGGUACUUGAUCAGCGAAGAUACCAAAAACAAAGUGCUGAUAAAAAAGAGUUCAGGAGUAAAAAAUCGCCUUACCAUCGAUGCAUGGCCAGCACAUGCAGGAAGCCGCUCCAGGGCAACAAAUCAGAUCUACGUUUCUCCUGAAGGUCAUUUGAUUCACCAGUCAGCAGAAAAGUCUAAGCUGCCUCCAGUAAAGAAGCCAAGGUUUCUCGAAAUCCUCGAAGCACGCGUCAAUAAAGAAAAGGCCAAAUUUCAUGUGCCCGAAACUGGGCCGAGCCCCUUGCGCCUGCAAGAGCUUUUGUGGACCGUCUCUCAAGAGUGUGAAAACCGUGUGAGUAAUAUGAGACGCCGAGAAAACAAGGAUAUACGGAAACUGAAAAUGGAGAAAAAGGCACUUUUAUCCCAAAUUGCGCAUCUGCACGAAGACGGAAAGUCCCUGACUUGCGAGGUGGAACAUCUGACUGAAGAAUUGGAGAAAAAAGCGGACGAGUGGCGAACUGAGUCAGAUGGUCGAAAGCUUUUGGUCUCUGAAGUAAACGAACUGACAUCUCGUCUAAAAGAAAUGGAAAGCUUGGCAAGAGCGGAAGUCAUUGAUGACUCGGAAGAUCCUGUCAAAUUGCGAUUGGCACUCGAUCAAGCGCAUAAAGCAAUCAACCGCCUACAGACACAAGUGAUACAGUAUGAGGCACAGUACGAGGCCCAGGUACCACGAGUGAAAUACGAAGAGGUCCGUCAAAAGCUGGACUCGCAAGUGGAGGAAACGACUCGGUUGAGGGAGGAGCUCGAAAGCACACAAAGCCGAUAUGAUCUACUGCAGGAGCAUUGUGUUACACUCAACACCUACCGAGACCUCUAUUACAUUCAAGUAACGUAUGCGACCCGAGUCCUUGGAUCAAAAGGUGAACCGCUUCAAAAAUUGGACUUCGUCACUUCAAUGCUGAACAAAUGGCGACGUCUGGCCGCUGACAAGCCAUGGGCUGAAGUCCAGCGUCUGGUGGCUGAUGAGAUGAUACGGCUUGAAUCGGGCCAACUACCCAUUUCAGUUCGUGCAUCCAGAGCACCGAGACACAGGACGACCGUGGCGGAUGGGUUAGCUGGGCGUGAGUCCAUCCACAAGACAGAGGGCAGCUGAAUGUGGUGUGAGAACCGGACUGAUGCGUUUUUCGAACCCCUCCUACAGCAGAAGGCAAUCAACUAAUGACAACGGAUUGACAUUCAACCUACUGGUUGAACCUGUCCUAAUGUCUGCUCCAUUAAAUUUUAGUUUAGGUUGAUAUAGGUUAACCAAACACCCACUACAUCAGCAAAACAGCACAAAAUCUCAGCGACGCAAAUGCGUCCAUGUGCUGGCCAGCAAACCACAAAAUACAUAAGUGGUCUCCGA
Molecule: messenger RNA, 1539 nt
Organism: Opisthorchis viverrini
Lineage: Eukaryota; Metazoa; Platyhelminthes; Trematoda; Opisthorchiida; Opisthorchiidae
Exons: 12
Coding region: 43-1287 (414 amino acids)
Source: RefSeq, a predicted model, not a curated record